AUGACUUUUCAGCGCCGCACCAAAGGAUCCUCUCGAUCCCGCAGCGCCGGUCCCGCAUCUCCUCCUUUGGUUAACCCUCCUUCCCUCGGAGGACUUCCCCUUAUUGAGAGUGAAAUCAACGCCUUCUGGCACCGGGUUUUCGCCACUCUUCCCCAGUCCACGGACGAAACCCCCACCCAAGGAGCCAUUUGUCAACCCUCUGAGCAGUCUUCUAACGAGUCCGUUACUGAGACAGCCUGCCAGAAACACGUUGUCGUCGAUGCUGAUGCCGAGACCGCCGCUUCCCCUUCAAAGAAGCGGACCAUAGGAUCCACCUCGGUUGAUCCUACGCUUGGAUCUUCGAUCGAUGUUGUUCCUUCCAAAACUGUCCGGACAGCCCCAAAUGUUGCUGCUCCUGGGUCUGGCGAGUUGGUACCAGACACCGUCCCUCCGCUGGAGAUUGAUGAGCCGGCACCGAGGCCUACCGAUGAUGCUGCUCAACCUUCCCCCACAAGAAAAUCCCAAAAAUCCAAAGGGGGUGACCUUGGCACAGAUGGAAAGUCUGGGGUCGUGAUUCCUUCGCCCCAAAAGUUGAAAAAGAAAAAGAAAAAGGUCAAGAGAGCCAAGGCCACCAAAACCGGUGAAACAUCUACUCCUCGCCAAGGCAUGGUGGGCGAGGAUGAGCCCAACCCCAAGGAGGGCGAGGCACCCAAGGAGGGCGAGGCGGGUGCCUCGCCCCUUCCCAAGGAGACUCUUGUUGGUCAAAGUGCUCCUAAGGGCGCUGCUUCUGAUUUCCCUCAAACAAUCCUCCCUUUUGACCAUCCAUCCCCACAAGCUGGGGCAAGCUCACCCAGGGCCUCCCCAGUCCACACAGCGAGUCACAGUGAUGAGGAUCAAGCUCCUGCCGUCUCACCUUCCCCCCGCCUCUCUUUCCUCGCCGUUAGUGAUCCGAACGCUGACGAGAAAGAGAGCUCUCCUUCAAACCAGCAACCCACUCCUGUCGACUUUAUCCUGACUGACCCUUUCUUCGGUAAUAUGAAAGGAGCUGAAAAUCCUGACCUUGAUGGUAUGGCACAAGAAGCCAUCUCGAGCCUUUUGCGCGCGGGGUGUCUCUUCGCCAAGUCAUCCCAGGAUUCAGCUACAUCCGCUGAAGUUGAAGAACUCCACAAGAAGGCUGAGAGGUAUCGUCUCGCCACACUUGAAGCGUACGGAGAACGUGACAAGUUGCUGACUCAGGUGGUGGCCCAAACUACAAAGCUGACCAAUUUGGGAAUCGAGAUGAACGAUCGCGAGACCGACUUAUCCGCCUGUGAAGAUAGAAUGGAGGACUUAAAGGACGAGCGGGAUGAUUUGCAGAAGGAGUUGGAGGCGAAGAAUGAAGCCAUCGCCGCGAGCAGGGCCGCCUGCAUUGUUAAGGACUAG
Messenger RNA from Lotus japonicus, 1401 nucleotides. RefSeq lists its product as uncharacterized. Lineage: Eukaryota; Viridiplantae; Streptophyta; Magnoliopsida; Fabales; Fabaceae. The record is from RefSeq and is a predicted model, not a curated record. The transcript has 2 exons. Bases 1 to 1401 code for a protein of 466 amino acids.